Molecule: messenger RNA, 2367 nt
Organism: Pyrenophora tritici-repentis Pt-1C-BFP
Lineage: Eukaryota; Fungi; Ascomycota; Dothideomycetes; Pleosporales; Pleosporaceae
Source: RefSeq, a predicted model, not a curated record
AUGCCACCAUCAGUCAUCAACAACGAGCAUGCUUCGGUCAUUUGGCCGAUACAAUCGUUUGCGGUAAGCAACGACUUCAAGUCGCCCCGCCCGGCAAGUCUCCUGCUCGAUCGCGCAAACUCAGAGUUUGGCAUUCUCUACGAGACUGAGCCCGGAGUCAGCGUCAUGGCUCAAUUCCUAGAUACCGAAGAAGCAGUCUACUUCCAGGUGUUCAAGGUGCGCGCAGCAUGCACCCGCUUCAAUAACACUUGUAAGAAGGUAUGCGUCUUGAUGCAGCACUUCCAACUAGAUCUGCACUUCACGAUAGUUGCCCAUGCUGCGGAGUUCCUACAGAAGCUUGCUCGGACUGCCACAAAAGUUAGCAACCUCCACUUUGAGGUCCACGAGGCCGUCUCCAAAGCGGCGAUUGAGCGUCCUAACUUCAACAUGGAGAAGGAGGGCUAUGCCAAUCAGAUCAACCAGCAAUGGAUGGCAAUUCCCGACGAAACUACCUCAGAGUGGGCUCGCAUCUACAAGACUGGCAAGUGCUCCGACUUCACCGUCAUCGCCGGUGGCAGAAUGUUCCCUGUCCAUCGCGUUUUGUUAUGCACUAGGUCGCAGUACUUCAAUGCAGUCUGUGACGGCCAGUUCUCUGUAAAUCUACGGGAUCAUGUUGACUACAGGAUUUGGGACUCUGCUAACAUCGUAAAGGAGACGGAAGAGCGCUCCAUCACUUUGCCUGAGAGCGAUCAGACUGUGAGCACAAUGCUACAAGAGAUCUAUGAAGUCUACAACUCAACAACGAGUUCCAUAUUCACAAGCUUCGCACUUCGACGCGAGAUGGAGAAGGAUCGUGUUAUGAUGGACUUGUUGGCUCUCUUCGUUGCAUUCGACAAGUACAAUCUCGAACCCAUCAAGCAGAAAGCCACCGAAGCCAUCAUUGAUCGCAUGACAUUCAUCCCUGAUCCAUUCAGCAUCGUCGAUCUCGCUGCAUCCAUCUAUGAUGACAAUUUUUUUCAGAACGAUCGAGGCUUGCGCAAGGCAAUCAUCGCACACGUGCAGAUGAGACUGCCCACCAUCAUGGACGAUGAAGCUGCGUGGGAAGAAUACUCGGAGAACAAGGCUGUCCCUAAGGCACUGCACACCCACCAGCGUGACAUGAUGGAUGGCGCUUUUGGAGUACUCACGCCGCCGGUCAGCCCGACGAAGAACAAUACUCUUGAAAGCCCAAUGGUGCAACCUCGACACCCUCGCACGUGCACGCGCGUCGGCGCUAAAGCUCGGCUUUUGAACCCCGUCCUCCCCACAAUAGAGCCACGUGAAGCCGCGCCCUGCACCGCCACCACCUCAAUGGCCCCCGAUGUAGCCUCCAUGAGCACCACACCGACGACGACGCCGGCCGCGCUCAAGACGUCGCAAAAGCCCCCCACAGGUCCCAAUGUGCUGGAAGUAGUCUUUGGCUCGCUGCUCGUGAAGCCAUGGUACCCAUCCUUCUACCCCGAAGAGCUGGUCGGCCGACGCGUAGACCGGUUGUAUGUAUGCCAAUGGUGCUUCAAGUAUACCACAGAGGAGGUCAAGUUUCUGGGACAUAUGAACGCAUGUCCCCUACGCAACGACCCCCCACCAGGUACACCCAUCUACACAGCAUCCAACUACUCCCUCUAUGAAAUCGACGGUGAAAAACAUAAACUCUACGCCCAGAACCUCUCGCUCUUCGCCAAGCUCUUCCUCGACACAAAAUCCGUCUUCUACGACGUCACCACGUUCCUGUAUUAUCUGCUCAUCGCACACAAGCCGGAGCCCUCCAUACCGAAGCCGCGGUUCGGCGACGGGCCAGAUGAAGAAGAAGAAGCAACACAUGGUGACGACGACAACGUUGGCAGCGCAGCAAAAGGCCAAGUCGUAGGUUUCUUCAGCAAAGAGAAGAUGAGCUGGGACAACAACAACCUCGCCUGUAUUCUAGUUUUCCCACCAUGGCAGAAACAGGGAUUGGGACAAAUACUCAUGGGCGCAAGUUACGAGAUGAGUAGACGAGAAGAAAGGCUCGGUGGACCUGAGAAACCAUUAUCAGACCUUGGCCGCAUAGCCUACACACACUACUGGUCGCAAACCCUCGCGCGCACCAUCAUCAAUAGCCCCACCAAGAAAACCCUCACCAUCCACGACCUCCGCGAUAAGACGUAUAUCGUGCCUGAGGACAUUAUUGCGACGUUGCAAGCUAUGGAUGUGCUGGAGCAGAGGAGAAAGGGGGGUGCGGAUGCGGUCAUCAACAAAGCCAGGGUAAGGAUGUGGGCGGAGAGUAAUGGCGUGGAUGUUAUGAAGGGGCCGGUUGAUACGGAGGCGUUUGUUGUGAGGGAUGCUAGUCGGGGGGUUAGUGAGGAUGGAUGA